Messenger RNA from Pogona vitticeps (central bearded dragon), 4369 nucleotides. RefSeq names its product kinesin family member 25 (gene KIF25). Gene Ontology annotation, cellular component: microtubule cytoskeleton. Gene Ontology annotation, biological process: microtubule-based movement. NCBI's taxonomy places the organism in Eukaryota, Metazoa, Chordata, Lepidosauria, Squamata, Agamidae. Gene Ontology annotation, molecular function: ATP binding; microtubule motor activity; microtubule binding. The record is from RefSeq and is a predicted model, not a curated record.
GACUGAGAAGAGAGGAUAGAAAAGUAAUCCCCAGCAUUGCUUUAUUAGCGCCUUAGUUCCGCCUCAUCUCCUCGUUCUGCAUCCAGCCAAUCAUAACAAAUCUCCUCUGCCGGGCCGGUAACCGUAGCAACCCCCGCGAAGCUAAAUCUCUGCUCCUGAUUGGCUGGCUCAAACGGCUCUCGCCCGGCUUGGGGAAGAGCGCCUCUGAACAAAAGAAGAAGUCAACAAACGGAGGAGACGCGGCCUCUCCCCCCUUUCCUGACCCUUCCAGCCGCGGAAUGAGGCCCGGCAGCGGGAUUAGCUUGAGUUUUGUGGCCGAGCAGCGGAUUCGGCAGCUGGAACAGAAACUGCGAGCUAAAGAAGAAAGAAUAAUUGUGUUGGAAACAGAAAAUGCCUUUCUCCAUCUCAAGCUUGCAGAGACUCAAAGAACAAGUUGGAUGAUCUCAGCUGAAGAGUCAGAUAACCAUUGUGCUUCUUACAAGGAGAUGAAUUUCCAUGAAAGUGCCAGGUCCAUUUUAAUCCAGCUGUAUGGAGCCAUACAGAGAUUGAAGCAAGACAUGAAGAAUCUCCGCUUGUCUGCCCUUCAAUUUUCCAGGGAUGUCCAGCAUCAAGGCAAGAGUUUUUUCUACCAGAUUCUGACUGCUGUCCAGAAGCUACAGCUACAUAAUGAGGUCAUGCAAACAUUUCAGACUAAAGCUCUUGAACUUGAACAGUCUUUGCAUGAAGUCAAUGAGAGAUACCAGAAAGAAAAGCAAAGGAGAAAAGUUCUUCAUAACAGUUUAGUUGAACUAAAGGGCAAUAUCAGAGUACACUGCAGGAUCCGUCCAUUGUUACCAUUUGAUGUGGCUCUUGGAGAGCCAGCCUUUGAAGACAGGCAGAGAAACUUUUUGGAAAAAGUGGUGUAUGCAGCUGAUGAUGAAACUGUUGUCGUAAAAUGCAGCCGUUCUGGUCAUGCUUUGAUAAACAAGAUGUUCCAGUAUGGAAGAGUUUACAGUGCUUCUGAUUCACAAAUGACAGUGUUUGCAGAUGUAUCCCCUUUACUAACUUCUCUGCUGGAUGGGUAUAACGUGUGCAUUAUGGCUUAUGGGCAGACUGGGAGUGGGAAGACCUACACAAUGUUGGGUCCACAACCUGAAGAUAGUUGCACUUUUCUUCUAGAAGAUGAGUUAGAGUUAGGAAUUAUUCCUAGAGCCGCCGAAGAAGUAUUCAGGCUUCUUUCAGAAAAGUCACCAGGAAGCCAUUGGGUUGAGGUUUCUGUUGUAGAAGUGUAUAAUAAUGAAGUAUUUGAUCUUCUGGCCAAAGACAACUCUGGAAGAACAAGUGGUGUCAAAAGAGAAAUAAUCACAAAUAAGGAAGGAAAGAGUGAUAUCCCUCUUCUUACCUACGAGUCUGUUGGAGAUGCUGUAGAGUUCUUGGAGCUAGUGAAUAAGGGCCUUCAACUGAGAGUGAAACACCCAACUCUGGUACAUGCUCAUUCCUCUCGUUCUCAUCUAGUGGUAACCUUGUGUAUAACCACAAGGACUGUCUCAAUGGAUCACUUUGGUACUCCCUGGAUAGGUGAUCGUUCUAGUCAAAAGCUGACUAAAGAACAUUUCCUCAGCUCUCCGUAUGCAGUGAAAGAUGGCAUGCCCUCCUUUCCUUCCAGAGCUUCUUCGCCAGCCCAGUUUGUCAGUGAACCUAUGGAGAAGUUGAAAAGAGUGAGAACAAGACUUCAGCUAGUGGAUUUAGCUGGCAGUGAAUGUGCUGGUAUGUCUGGUGUGACUGGGCCUAUUCUGAGAGAGACCUCCUUCAUUAAUCGCAGCUUGUCUGCUCUAGCAGAUGUGCUUGGAGCCAUUUCAGAACAACGAUCUCAUGUUCCAUAUCGAAACAGCAAACUUACACAUUUACUUCAGGACUCCAUAGGAGGUGAUGCAAAGUUGCUGCUGGUGUUGUGUGUUUCCCCCAGCCAGAAGUACUUAACGGAGUCACUGCAAACUCUUGGAUUUGGAUCUCGUGCAUGUCAAGUUCAGAGAGGACAACCCAAGAAAAGAAAUCAGCUGGUGCUGAGCAAAUCUAAAUAAGAUAUAAUAUUACUGUGGAUUAAAGCAUUAUUAAUGAGUUCCUCAAGCUAAAUUGGCUCUUGUCAUAAAAAUGUAAACUACCAGUUAAAAUAAGCAGUUCUUAAUGCAGUAUUGGCAAGCUGUACACUUACUGAGCAAUAUCUUUCUUCCAAGAAUAACUGCACAUAUCAACAAAGAUAUAACAUAUAGGUCCUUGAGUUUACUUGUUCUUCUUUUGAGGAAGAAUAGUGGGAUGAUAGUCUUCUAGGAUGCAAAUCUUUCAGGAUAGCAAAAGGAAACCCCUUCUCCCAAUGAGAUCUCAAUGCUGCUAGUUAUGAAAUCUGAGCAAUGGGACUGUUCCAGACACUUCUGUAAUACAUAGUGGUAUCCUGCAUCCUUGCCAGUGAUGCCAUCACCCUUCUGCAGGCUUAAGUUAUGUCACAAGAUUUCAGUGAAUAAAACAAUAAUAAAAACUUAAUAGAAAAGCAGUAAGGAUAAAAGUGAAAAGCAUGAGAUUAAAAUAAUUAUUUCUCAUUUAAUUAAUUAGAUUAAAACAGUUAAAAUACCUGGUAGAAUAAAAAGUAUCUUUGCCUAAAAGACUCCAGGGUAAAUAUCAGGCAGGCCUAUAAGUAGGAAUUCACCCACUAAGCUGUAGCUAAAUUAUUAUUGACUUUGGGAAGUGACAUCCUGAAAAGAUUUUCUUCUUUAACAAGGUUCCUGUCACUUACAUGUGUAAUCAUAGGAAUGCUUAUUUGAAAAUAAGAAAAGAUGGCCAGAAUCAUAUUUCUUGUCCAGGGCAGUGUAAAUGCAAUGGCAUAAACUGCAGUAGCAAAUUGCCACUAAUUAAAAGGUCACCACUUGUAUUCCUAUCACAUGCCACUUGCUUCAUUUGGCAUACAUUGAGGAACAGACGUGGCAAGUCAUUAACUAGCAGCAUUUUGCUGCUUUGAUUUGUGCCUCUACACUUACCCAGUGUGAAUAACCAAUAGGAUUCUGGCUAUUAAAGAAAGUGAGAUGUACUUCUCAGUAAAUAUGCAGAAACCCAUAAGAGAUUUGUACUUUGGACCUCCUGUGACUAAACCAAAAUAAAAUAAAUUCUACUAAAUAAACCAGUAUAUGAAAGUUUGUUUGUUUUGUAAGUGAUAUAGAAUUCAGUUUUCCAAGAUUUUGAACAUACAGAGUUAAAGGAAGGCUUUUGACCUACUGUUUGGCCUACUGUUAAUAUUUCUCCAGGUGAAGGUAGAUGCUACCUGCCAAAUGCCUGGAGCACAGAAUAAGGGAACAAACAAUUUGGUACAUUUUGUGGAUAACAGAUCUAUAAAUAGUUAUGGCCUGGGCUUUACAAUAAUGUGACACUAAUAGGGUUUGUAAAAUAGAGCAGUAUUUACUUACUUAUUUACUUACUGUACUUAUUUAACUUUUAUACUGCCCAUCUGGAUGCAAGGCCACUCUGGGCGGUUUACAGCAUACAGUACUAAAACAAUAACACCAAAAAUACCAAACAUAAUGGUUAUACAACAAUCAAAAUAAAACUUAUAGUAUACAGUCAGUAAUAUAUAAAAAAGAGAGAUCAGAAUAAACCUAAAUAUAAUUAAUUAAACAGUAGGGAAUGAGCCCUAAUAACCCACUGUAUAUCCAGAGGGGGCGAGUAUAGAAUCUGGUGGAUGGAAAACAUGUAUUGAAUGGAGGUAGGACUUGGGCCAAAAUAAAGUAGCAUGGGGAGAUUUGUGUGUGAAUGUGUGUUUUGGAGCCUGCUGAUGGAGAAAAUUCCAGCUGGCUAAAUAUGCUGAAAGGUAUCUGAUCUCACUUUUUGCUUAAUUUUUUGGUGGUCUAAAUAUAAGUAUCACCUAUUCCUGCAUUGGUAUGCUCAGUUCGUAUAUAGUAACUGUUAUUCCAAACCUGAUUAUUUCAAUGUUCUGAAAACCCUCUAGUCAUUCAGCUGCCCUAAGCAGAGGGCAUCUAGUUCCCAGCCUUGGGUAACCCAGGGGUUCUUGCACUGCAGCUCCCAAGAAGCGUUCACCAUUAUCUGUGCUGGCUGGGGUUUCUAGCAGUUUCAGUCCAAGUAUACCUGGGUUAUCCUAGGUUGGGAACAACUGGUCUAGACAUAUUGUUAAUCUCAAAUGUGCAGCAGCUGUAUUUUGUGCAGAAAAUCAGAGAUGGAGAUUAGUUCCUUAAACACCCACAUGCUGCUCAGACACUGCAAUUAUGUGAGUCUAUCACCCUGUUAAAACUAAAGUAAGAAAAUCUGUUCUGUAAUUAGAAGCCCUGUUUUUUUACCUCUCCUUGGCAGUUGGCACAGACAAAUAAACAUUUAGCUCUUUUUUUCCAAA